Penicilliopsis zonata CBS 506.65 is the source of this 1149-nucleotide messenger RNA. RefSeq lists its product as hypothetical. The transcript is spliced from 8 exons. Bases 1 to 1149 code for a protein of 382 amino acids. The record is from RefSeq and is a predicted model, not a curated record. NCBI's taxonomy places the organism in Eukaryota, Fungi, Ascomycota, Eurotiomycetes, Eurotiales, Aspergillaceae.
AUGACAGUUUCCCAUCCUGGAGGCGAGGGUCUACCUAACGUCAAUCGUGGGCCCAGCAUCCUAGUUGCCACAUCCAUAGUCACAGGCUGUGCCUUGGCCACGGUCGUGGCUCGUAUGUACGUCCGAGUUUUUGUCAUUCGCAAUGUGGGAUUCGACGACUGGGCAAUGCUCUUGACAAUGCUGCUGAGCCUCGCCGGGUGGGCCAUAAUCGUGCCAGAAGUCAAGUACGGUGCCGGGCGACAUACUGUCUAUGUGGAGAAGACGGCUGUCAAAGCCAUGCACCUGAACUUUGCUACGCAGGCCAUCUAUCUGUGGUCAAUCGGGCUCGUGAAGAUCUCCAUUGGUUUCUUCUUGUUGCGGUUUGCUCCCAAGCGAGGAUACAAGAUUUUCAUCAUCACGACCCUCAUAUUUGAAUGUAAGGAUAUCAGGACCAUAUGGGACUCGAGCAUUGUGUCCAAAUGUUUCACUACGACGGAGCUAUUGGCUCUCAGCUAUACGAACACCGCCCUGAACAUUCUCACCGACUUCAUCUUUGCGACCCUGCCUGCCUUAAUGCUUCGACACCUCCAGGUCAACCGACGUACCAAGGCAUCAUUGACCUGUAUCUUGAGUCUGGGAGUACUUGCGUGCGCUGCUGCGUGCGUCAAGCUCUCCAUUCUUCCGCAUUACGGCCAAACCGGCGAUUUCCUCUGGGAUUACACUGAUCUGACCAUCUGGGUUGUCGCCGAAUCCAAUAUUGGAAUCAUUGCUGGCAGCCUCCCCACGCUCAAGCCGCUGUUCAAACGGUUCCUGGACACCUACGCCUCGCGCUCUAAAUCCCAAGGGUACACAUCUGGGGGACGGGACACGUUCCGGAUGCAGAAACUGGCCGGGUCGCGGUCCCGCUACGGACCGGGGAGUCGUGGCAGCAGACAGAUGCGCAUAUCCAACGGGGGCGAUGAUUUCGAUGCUCUACGGGACGGGAAAAGCCCAACGGUAGCCAAUGGUAAAGGAAAGGGCAAUGGCAUGGGUUUCGGGACCGUCAUCGUUAGUACGCGGGGUGGUAGCAACUCGAGCGAAGAAAGAAUCCUCCCCUUACAAGGGUCGGAAGGCAUAGGAAUCAUGAUGACCCGGGAGGUGGAGGUGACGGAAACGAGAGGCAAUGACUGA